Eleginops maclovinus (Patagonian blennie) is the source of this 1974-nucleotide messenger RNA. Its product is annotated as flagellar attachment zone protein 1-like. Lineage: Eukaryota; Metazoa; Chordata; Actinopteri; Perciformes; Eleginopidae. The transcript is spliced from 2 exons. The coding region runs from base 1 to 1974 and encodes 657 amino acids. The record is from RefSeq and is a predicted model, not a curated record.
AUGGAGUACCUCGACUCUUCCUGGCUCCCGGGAAAUUAUUCCUCUAAAGACCCUGUUGUUAAAGAGGUGAUAAAAGAGGAGAUAGAGGAGGAGAUAGAGGAGGAGAUAGUGGAGGAGAUUGAGGAGGAAAUUGAGGAGGAAUUCAGAAAGAAAGUUGUAAAGGACCAGCCCUCUGACUCUAGCUGGAGCGAAAACUACGACUACACUUCUGUCGAUGAGGAAGCCCUGGAGAAGGAGAGAAAAGCCAAAUCUACUCUUGAAGAGGCCUUGAAGAAAGAGAAAACCGUUACAGCUCAACAUAAAGAAGACCUGAAGCAAGAGCGAAAGGAAAAAGACGCUCUUGCAAAGGCUCUGGAGAUGAAGGAAGCUGAAAAGAACUCUAUUCGUGUUGAAAGGGAGUGCAUGAAGGCACAAAUAGCUGAUCUCAAAAAGACACAGAAAGAGCAGCAGCGCAGAAAAGAGAAGCUGAAAGACACAAUCUCUGAAAUGAACUGUGACCUUGAAGACGACAAGAAGGUGAUUAAGAAGCUCCAGAAAGAAUUGCAGGCAUCCUCCAGUCAGCAUGAAAGAGAAAUCUCAGAAAUGAUUUUGGUGAAUACUGCCCAAGAAAAAAAACUCAAGGAUUGCCUCAAUGAGGAGAAGGAGGAAUGUUUGACAAAAAAAAAAGAAAUUGAAUCCUUGCGCUCAAAUAUCCAGAGUCUCCAAAACGACAAAGAAGCCAGGGAUAGUAUUCUUUCCUCACUGAAUGAUAAAGUUAACAACUGGGCUUCAGAACACAAAGAAGAGCGAACAAAAAACCUCUCACUGCAGAGGGACUACGAGGCUGUUGUCUCCAAGCAAAAGAAGGAGGCACAAGAACUGGACCUUCUGAUUCAGGAGAACCAACACCUCGCCCUUCAAAACAAAAGGCUGCAUUGUGACCUGAAGGCUGCUCUAAAUCAACAGCAGUUUGAGGAAAGGCAGCUUCAGGCUGACAGAGAAGCUUGUAGCAGAGAGGGGGAGGCCAUUCGGCAGGAGAAGUCUGGUUUAUCCAGAGCCAACAAAACGAUCCAGAGCCAAGAGAAAGAGCUAUCAAAGAAGACUCUGGCUUUGGAGAAGAGCCUGACCGCCGAAAAACUUCUCAGGUCGUCUCUCAAAAGUGAGAAGAAGCGCUUUGAGAAGAUGGUUGUAGAAAAGCAGGCUGCAGCUGGACCUAUGACAAUACUCAUUAACCAACUGAGAGAAGCAUCCAUGUCCUCAGAGCAUUUGAUAAAAGAUAUGCAGAUAUUGAGGAUGGAGAAAACCGACAUCAUGGCUAAACUCCAUGUCCUAGAAAAACAACAUGACAGAGUGAGAUCUGAACACCGCUCUCUCUCUAAGCGCCAUGAAGAGAUGCUGUCAAUCAAAGAUGACACCCUCUCUGAGAACCAGUUUACCAUCACUAAGCUCCAGUGCAUGGUAGAUGAACUCCAAGCGAAGGAGUCAGAGACCCAGAAAAGCAAGGCAGAAUUUGAAGAAGCCUUAAAACAGGACAAGACAAGAAACUCUGAGCUUCAGAAAAGACUCGAUCACACCUCUUCUGCUCUGGAAAAAGAAAGGACCAGGUGUGAGAAGCAUCGUGUCGAGCUCAAGGAAGCAGUGACAAAGCAGAUUGAAACCCUGGAGGAGAAGCACAGAUUGGCUGUGUCUCUGCAAAGAGCUCAGGAAAUCUUCCCCAUGAUUCAGGAACAACAACGUGCUGAGACAAAUGGUCGUCAAACCAGCGACUCUGAGCUCAGGCUCAGCGAGAAGAACGCCGCCCUGGAUGAGAGCAGAAAGGCACUUUACCACCUGCAGCAGGAGUACACAGAUCUGGGGAAGAGCCACUGCGUCAUCAAUGCGGAUUAUCGCGAGCUGCUUAAAUCUCACACUGCCCUCCAGGUCAGACAUGAGAGGCUCAGCUACGCACAAGGAAACGCACGCCCAGAUUUCAGUCCACAUUGUUUCACAGUGUAA